This is a messenger RNA of Cydia splendana, 1751 nucleotides long. It is a transcript of the gene Ist1, whose product is annotated as IST1 homolog. The record is from RefSeq and is a predicted model, not a curated record. Gene Ontology annotation, biological process: protein transport. NCBI's taxonomy places the organism in Eukaryota, Metazoa, Arthropoda, Insecta, Lepidoptera, Tortricidae.
CUUUCACAAACAACUAUUUGUGUUACUCAUCCUCGUAUCAUACAAAAUAUUUGUAGUUUUCUUUUGAUACAGCUUAAAAAGGUCCGAAGCAAACAUGUUUUCCACAAAUCCGAACUACACCAAACUGAAAACUCACCUGCGGCUUUCGAUAAAUCGUCUCAAAUUGUUGGAAAAGAAGAAAACCGAGCUGGCGCAGAAGGCUCGCAGGGAAAUUGCUGAAUAUAUUGCUGCGGGAAAGAGCGAACGGGCCAAGAUCCGUGUGGAACACAUUAUUAGAGAAGAUUACAUGGUAGAAGCAAUGGAGAUAGUAGAGAUGUAUUGUGACUUGAUCCUGGCGCGCUUCGGGCUGGUGACACAGAUGAAGGAACUAGAUGAAGGGCUAGCUGAGGCCAUUUCCACUCUCAUUUGGGUUGCACCACGGAUGCACACUGAUGUCCAGGAACUUAAAAUUAUAUCCGACUUGUUGACGGCCAAGUAUGGCAAAAUAUAUGCGGAUGCAUGCAGAAAUGAAAGCGUAAACACAAUCAGUGAGAAGCUGAAACACAAGCUGUCAGUUCAGAGCCCUCCCAAGAUACUGGUGGAGCGGUACCUUAUAGAGAUAGCUAAGAAUUACAAUGUGGAGUACACUCCGGAUGAGCAAGUGAUGAGGGAAGAAGAAGGGCGAGAUGCGAUGCUGAUCGACAUCAACGGCCCGCCCAUGCCGUCAGGGUUCAUCGGCUUCCCACAGCUGCCGCAGAUGCCUAAUCUGCCUCCGCCUACUGUCACACCUUUUAGUUAUCCUUCUGGUCCAUCUGGCGGCAAAGCGGGCGGGUUCAUCGCGUCGCCGCCCGGUCCGAGCCACCCGCCCAUGGGCUACAAUCUGCCUCCCGGCGUUGAAUCAAAGGACCUUAGCAACAGCUUCCUACAGGAAGAGAUGCACAACCUACCUCCUGCUUACGACAGCAUUAAUCAUGAUUUGCCCAGCCACGUGCCCAGCCCGCCGCCGCCCACGGCGCCGACGCCGCAGCCGCGGCGCGCCCCCCCCCCCUCCAGCUACCCCGAGCUGCCCGAGCUGCCGUCCGUGCCGUCCGACAUCCCCGCGCCGCCCGCCGCCCGCCCCGCCGGGAAUGAUUCUGGUGCCCCCGACGAUAUCGACUUUGACGACUUGAACAGGCGCUUUGAGGAGUUGAAGAAGAAGAAGUAGUUUGCGGGUACAAGUUGACGUUGUUUAGUUAGGACUGAAGAAAUUGAGAUUCAUCGCUUUAUCUAAAUAAUUCACGUAGUUAAGCGAAGUCAUUGCGCUAAAGGGUCGUACGCGUAAGUUGGGAUCGCGGCUCUCUUGUGUAAGUACCAAAGCUAAGGGCCGCUUCAGACGGAUUCGAUCCAACUCGACUGCAACUUAUCAGUCUUGUGCUGUCGGCGUGCAGUUCCCAUACAAAUUGCAGUCGGGUUGCAGUCCGUCUCAAAGCUGCUUGAGCUAUAAAGCCAAAUUUUCUUAUUAAAGCCUUAUACGGUUAAAGUACUUCUUCGGUACUAAUCUGAGUGAUAAAAUCAAUACUUCCAACUAUUGCUCACGAUAAUGACAACAGGGUAUGAUCCUUACAGCGAAUGCUAGCUCCUGGUUAUAUGCAUAUAGAACUCAAGCAAUGUUAACAAUAAUCUCAUUUGACUAUAACAGUUAUGAGCAAUGUACUGUAAAAUGUAAUUUGGAGGGGCGUUAUCAUAAUAUCAUAGCUUUCUUAAGCGUUUGUAUAAAUAUUAUCUAAAUAUAU